Messenger RNA from Aureobasidium vineae, 687 nucleotides. The record is from the annotation of a GenBank genome assembly. Lineage: Eukaryota; Fungi; Ascomycota; Dothideomycetes; Dothideales; Saccotheciaceae.
AUGCUUAUUGUACACCAUAUGCGCGUCUCUCAGUCAGAGCGCAUCGUCUGGCUCUGCGAAGAGCUGGGCAUUGACUAUGACCUGAAGCUAUACCGCCGAGACCCAUUCUUCUCUCCCCAAGCCCUCAAAGAUCUCACCGAAAUCGGCACUGCUCCCGUCAUCCAGGAUGGUGAUUUAACCAUGAGCGAGAGUGCAGCCUGUGUCGAAUAUAUCAUCCACAAGCACGGAAACGGUCGUCUUACUCUGCCACCAUCACACCCGGAUUAUGCCAGCUAUCUCUAUUGGUUCCACUACAGCAACGGCUCUCUACAGCCAGGCGUGAGUCGCAACAUGUCGCUCAAGUCUGCCGAUAUCGAUCCCAGCAACGAUACUUUCAAACGCUACACAGCAAGACUGGAUCAAUAUCUGCGACACAUUGAUGGCCAUCUCGGACGCGGCAAUGAGUGGUUGGCAGGCAAAGAGUUUACUGCCGCAGACAUUAUGACUGUCUUUACCCUCACCACGAUGCGUACAUUCUACAGCCUUGACCUGAGCUCGUACGAAAGCAUUUUGCCGUACCUCAAACGAGCAGUCCAGAGACCUGCUUACAAGAAGUAUCGUGAGAAGGGAGAGGAUUCUGACUUUCCUCUCAUGAUCGAUGGACCUGCUCCGGAAAACUUCAUAGAGAAGUUUAGGUCCAAGGCUUGA